Jaculus jaculus (lesser Egyptian jerboa) is the source of this 4191-nucleotide messenger RNA. It is a transcript of the gene Lhfpl4, whose product is annotated as LHFPL tetraspan subfamily member 4. The coding region runs from base 50 to 793 and encodes 247 amino acids. Gene Ontology annotation, cellular component: inhibitory synapse; plasma membrane; postsynaptic membrane. The record is from RefSeq and is a predicted model, not a curated record. The transcript is spliced from 3 exons. Gene Ontology annotation, molecular function: GABA receptor binding. NCBI's taxonomy places the organism in Eukaryota, Metazoa, Chordata, Mammalia, Rodentia, Dipodidae. Gene Ontology annotation, biological process: sensory perception of sound; gamma-aminobutyric acid receptor clustering.
CCGGCGGCCCCCUCUCUCGCCGCCGCCGCCGGCCCCGCCCCCGGGCACCAUGCUGCCCUCGCAGGAAGCCUCCAAGCUCUAUCACGAGCACUACAUGCGGAACUCGCGGGCCAUCGGCGUGCUGUGGGCCAUCUUCACCAUCUGCUUCGCCAUCAUCAACGUGGUGGUCUUCAUCCAGCCCUACUGGGUGGGCGACAGCGUGAGCACCCCCAAGCCUGGCUACUUUGGCCUCUUCCACUACUGCGUGGGCAGCGGGCUGGCGGGCCGCGAGCUCACGUGCCGGGGCUCCUUCACCGACUUCAGCACCAUCCCGUCCGGCGCCUUCAAGGCUGCCGCCUUCUUCGUGCUGCUCUCCAUGGUGCUGAUCCUCGGCUGCAUCACCUGCUUUGCGCUCUUCUUCUUCUGCAACACCGCCACGGUCUACAAGAUCUGCGCCUGGAUGCAGCUGUUGGCAGCUCUGUGCCUCGUUCUCGGUUGCAUGAUCUUCCCUGACGGCUGGGACGCUGAGACCAUUCGGGACAUGUGUGGGACCAAGACAGGGAAGUACUCCCUGGGGGACUGUUCGGUGCGCUGGGCAUACAUCCUGGCCAUCAUCGGCAUCCUCAACGCACUCAUCCUGUCCUUCCUGGCCUUCGUGCUGGGCAACCGGCAAACGGACCUGCUGCAGGAAGAACUCAAGCAGGAGAACAAAGAUUUUGUGAGCUCUACUGUCAGCUCCGUGUUACGGCCGGGAGGCGAUGUCUCAGGAUGGGGAGUCCUGCCCUGUCCUGUGGCUCACACACAGGGGCCCUGAAGGCUGGGAGUGCAGCCCAGGAAUUGGCCUGACCUCAGUGUUUCCUGUUUGCUGCCCUCUCGUCCCUGCCUUUCGGCUAGAGAGAUGACCCUGAUCUCUUACUACUCACGGACCUCCAGGCUUUGAGGAGACGGUGGGGCCAGGCUGCGGCAGGGCCAAGGGGAGAAGCCGUGCAGAUCCUGGGACAGCCUGAUUCUGGCCUUGCUCCAUUUGACCUAAGAGAGCCCAGGUUCCCCUCAAUCCCUACACACACUCUGGUUCCCUUGGGCUCCUGGCCUAUGUAGACCAGCUGGAGGCCUUGAGGACCCUCCAGGACAGAACUGAGGCGAUGCUGCUCUAUCUUCUAGGCCCUGGGUCUGGAGGGCUGCGUCCUGCUGUGUCCUUACUUCUCCUGUCUCUCCUUGACUUCUAUGGAAACUUAUUCAAGUUCAAGAUACUGCCCCAGGUGGGCCUGACUCUUUCCUACUUUAUUUUUAUUUGCUGAUGAUGGUCUCACCACAUCUGCCACAGAGCUCCAGGUGCCACCAGCCCCCCUGGGGCCUCCUCUGUCACCCCCCCCCCAAUAUUCCAGCCUGCUCCCAGCUCUCCCAAAGGGAUCUUGAGCUGCACCGAGGGAGAAAGCACAGGGUCUUCUGGUCAACUGCUGGUGGGCACUGAUCAGCUCAGAGACUGAGGAAAGACAUGGGCUCUGGAGGCAGAUGGGCCAAGACAGCUGACCUCUAUAGCCAGACAGAGCUUGCAGGCACACCCUGCCCAGGACAAGCCUGGCCUCCUUCCUGCUGGUGUAUCUCACCCUUGACUGGACCCUUGACUCUGGUCUGUUUUGUACAGCACAGACUUCUUGGCCCCAUUGUCAGGAUUGGGGGCUGUGGAAAAGGGACUCAAAAGUGGGGAAUUAGGAGGUAACUCCUCUUCUCAUAUUUCCCAUGCCCCCCUCCCCCUGCUGGCAUCUGCCAAGGGCAGAGGCUGUCUUGCCUCUUUGAUACUUUUCUUCAUAACUUGAACUUGCAGGUCACCUCUGAACAGGGUACCCCUGUCCCCACCCCCAGGCCUUGUUACCCUAUCCUUGCCCCUUCUUUCUCCUUGCCAACCUCUCGCCUUGUAAUAUGCCCAGGGUCUGCUGCCUGGUAGGCAGUGCUUAGAGCCCAGGCACGAGUGCGUAUGUGUGUGUGAGCGUGUGCACAAGUACAUGUUGGGGAGGGGCAGAUGCAAAGUCCUCUCCCUUCUCCCACAGUGAGGACUUCUCCCUCCCUCUUGGUAGAGAGCAAGUGAGGAAGACUUUGGUUUGAUUUUGUUUUAGUUUUUCUUAGCACCCCUAGUUACCUUGUGGAUUUGGGACAGAGCCAUCUAGCCUUGGGGGUCCCCCACCCUGGGGUCUGGACAAGCCUUUAGCCCCCAGUGGAGGGGUGCUGGCUAGCUUCAUCUAGAUUGCCAUCUUCUUGGGUAUGACCAUUGAUAUGGAAUGGGAUACUCCCUGCAGGCUUCUUGGGAGGCCUGUCACAAUCAGUUUUACUGUGGGGUCUCAGCCAGAAGGGGAGAGCAGCUAUACUUACCACCAUUGUAUUCAUUCCCAUAGAACCUAUGGCUGAGAGUUAGUAUUACUGAGAGAGACUCAACAACUAAGGCUAACCCAUCUGGGCCAUAACUGGAAUCAGAUGUUGGGGCUUGGUAGGAUUCCUUACACCUGGGAUGUACCAAAUCCUGACUUCACAUCUUCAGCUUCUUCCUCUAGGGUCCACACCUCUCCACAAAGCUCUAGCCAGUGCCCUGUGUGCCCCCUUUCUGUCCCAACCCAGACUCUUACCAAGGCCACAGUGCAGUCUUCCCCAGCAGGUGGCUCAGGGGUGAGGAUGGAGGGGAGGGAGGGGUGAAGUAGGGACAGGCAUGGGAGGGGCUGAUGUGAAUCCCUGUGUCAGGAAGAGUGAUGGAAGGGGCUGUGAGCAAGUGUUUAAAAGGAGGAGCUGAGAUAGGAGAACCCAGGGUGGGUGUGGGGAGAUAGGCGCAGAAGUGCGCUGCGCUGGAUUGGGCAGAGGAUAAAUGGAGAGAAGGUGAAGAGACAUGUGGAAAGAUGGUCAUUUGCAGGGCCAGAAUAAAUAUAAGGGGAGAGGAGGAAGGGCGAGGAGGCUGGAAAGUAUGGGGUGGGGUAUGAAGAGCAGCUGCAGUUUGGGCUCUGGGAAAGGAGAGAGCCUAGCCUGCUUCCCUGUGCUCUGCUAGAGAGGUUAAGACUGACUACUCGGAGGCAGAGCAGCUCCAUCCUUCUGUGGAGGACUGGGGGUGGGGGGACAACAUGUGGGGAACAGCCAGGCAGUGCUAGUAAUGGGAGGAGGACCAGUUCUGUUUUGGGAUUGUCUGACCAUGUUCCCAUUCCCCUCUGUCCAGCCAGCUGCUCCCCAUCACUGUGAGGUGCCUGGGAAUGCACCAAAGAGUUUAGGGCUAGGAAAGCAGGGUUGGGUAGUCUGACAUCUGGGUGGGAGGUGCAGGGUAGCAUAGGGAAGGUAUGGAGUUUGGAGUGGGCAUCAAACCAUAGUCCUGCCACUGAGGGUUUUGCAGAGGAAAGGACAGAGAGGAAGUGUGCUUCAGCCAAGGGCUCCUGAGAGACAGGAUGGCUCUCCAUGGCAUGCUCAGGGCAGGUGAGCUGGUUGUGACCUUGGACAGGAGACAGGCAGUGGAUAUCAGCAUGUCUGUUGUGGAUCCCACAAAGGUAUCUUGGGUACCAAGAGCCUUUUAGCUUAGGUCCCUGAAGUCUCUGCCACUUGAAAUUGGAUUGGGGUGGGGGGAGAUCUGCCACUACCCACUUUAUCUACCCCUGCCUGUUGAAUCUUUCAGGAAAGGAGAAAGUGGCCAAACCUAGCGGUGGUCCAGUCUCUGGCCAUGAUGCAAGUCAGGCCCAGACCUAGAGGUCUUGGAACAAGGGGUCAGAGCUAUAAAGGAGUUUUCCCUAAGGGGUGGGAAGGCUCAGUAUCCUUUUCAGCUUGAAGCCACAAGGUAAGAGCUUGCAGACAAUGCCCUGGGGAAGGAAGCCCAGGCCUUAUGGGACUUCUGCUGGGAAUGCUCCCUUCUCCACCCUCCAGUGUGAACUGAGAAAGGGAGACACUCUGGAGAAUCUGGGAUUGUCCCAGCACAAAGACUUCUGAGGAUCCCUGCUUGGCUCAGGGGCAGCUUGUGGGUGGAACUGGAGUUUCCUAAGAAGUGCACAGGUACUGGCGGUUCUGUGCUGGGUGGUUAGGAUAGCGUGGUGUUGUCUACACUCCAUUAGCAAGUUCUGUCUGGAUGUGUCCUUGCUGUUUAUCGUUCAAUUUGAUAAUAUUUCCUUUGGUCCUAACCCCUUCUGCUGCUGCUGGGUUUGAGCUUCAGUGCAGGUGGAAUGACAUUCAAAUAAAGAAACACUUUAUAUCACA